Wallemia ichthyophaga EXF-994 is the source of this 1146-nucleotide messenger RNA. RefSeq names its product Vacuolar calcium ion transporter. Gene Ontology annotation, molecular function: calcium:proton antiporter activity. The record is from RefSeq and is a predicted model, not a curated record. The transcript has 2 exons. The coding region runs from base 1 to 1146 and encodes 381 amino acids. NCBI's taxonomy places the organism in Eukaryota, Fungi, Basidiomycota, Wallemiomycetes, Wallemiales, Wallemiaceae. Gene Ontology annotation, biological process: intracellular calcium ion homeostasis; calcium ion transmembrane transport. Gene Ontology annotation, cellular component: fungal-type vacuole membrane.
AUGUCGAAUAUCAACGAGAGAGACAGCCUUCUACCAGGCCAGCCCCGCAAAACGCACGCAGAGUCAUUCAAGUGGCUGAUUAAAUCUGGCUGGCAGAUAAAUUUGCUGCUGGUCUUCGUACCGCUCAGCUUCCUUUCACAUUUCCUGCAAUUAAAUGACAAGCUCAUUUUCAUUUCCUCUUUCCUCGCUAUUAUCCCACUAGCAAAGCUUCUCGGGGAUGCCACCGAGCAAGUCGCGCUUAAGCUCGGCGAUACGCUUGGUGGGCUUCUCAACGCGUCAUUUGGAAAUGCCGUUGAGUUGAUUGUCGGUAUCGUCGCACUCAAUCAGGGACAGUUGAGAAUUGUGCAAACGUCAAUGCUUGGUAGUAUUCUCUCUAAUCUUUUACUCGUCCUUGGAAUGUCCUUCUUCGCUGGUGGUAUUGCGUACAACGAAUCCGAGUUCCAGCAAACUGCUGCACAAGCAUCAGCAUCAGUUAUGACCCUCAGUUGCAUUACGUUGAUUAUACCUGCUGCUUAUGAAUCCUCAUUCGGGAGGACAUUCGAAGGCGAGCAUGACGGACUGCUUAUCAUCUCCAGAGGCACUGCUCUCCUUCUCCUGCUUAUCUACGGCGCUUACCUUUAUUUCCAACUAAAGACGCACGCUCAUUUGUUUGAUACUACAUCAGAAGAGGAAGAUGAGGAGCCUGAAAUGAACACGACGGCAGCAUGCGUCGCACUGCUUGUCAUUACUGUUAUUACGUCAUUCUGCGCUGAUUACUUGGUAGGCACUAUCGACACAGUAGCGCAGGAGUGGCAUCUACCAAAGCCAUUCAUCGGUCUCAUUCUCCUUCCACUCGUCGCUAAUGCCGCAGAGCAUGUAACGUCAGUGUGGAUGGCAUCUAAGGGCAAAAUGCCGCUGGCUAUUGGUGUAUCGAUUGGUUCAUCGAUUCAAAUCGCUGUAUGUCUUCUGCCACUCCUUCUGGUCAUUGGAUGGAUCAUAGGUCAGCCUCUCACCCUUUUCUUCAACAACUUUGAAACUGUUUCGCUAUUCGUUAGUGUCCUCCUCGUCGCGCUCAUUGUCCAAGAUGGAAAAUCCAAUUGGUUGGAAGGUGCCAUGUUGGUUGUGUUGUACAUUGUCCUAGCAUUAGCAUUCUACGUAACACCGUAG